AUGGAGCCCCGCAGCAUGGAGUACUUCAGCGCCCAGGUGCAGCAGAAGGACGUCGGCGGCCGCCUGCAGGUCGGCCAGGAGCUGCUGCUCUACCUCGGCGCGCCCGGCGCCAUCCCGGAUCUGGAGGAGGACCUGGCCCGUCUGAGCAAGACGGUCGACGCUCUCACCGGCUGGGUGGGCUCGAGCAACUACCGGGUGUCAUUAAUGGGAUUGGAAAUUUUAAGUGCCUUUGUGGACAGAUUAUCAACACGAUUUAAGUCCUAUGUAGCAAUGGUUAUUGUAGCUUUAGUAGACAGAAUGGGAGAUGCCAAAGACAAGGUUCGAGAUGAAGCUCAGACUCUGAUACUGAAGUUAAUGGAUCAAGUAGCACCACCUAUGUACAUUUGGGAACAGUUGGCUUCUGGUUUUAAGCACAAGAAUUUUCGAUCUCGAGAAGGCGUGUGUCUGUGUCUUAUUGAAACAUUAAACAUUUUUGGGGCUCAACCACUAGUCCUCAGCAAGUUGGUACCACAUUUGUGUAUCCUGUUUGGAGAUUCCAACAGUCAGGUUAGAGAUGCUGCAAUAUUGGCUAUGGUGGAGAUUUAUAGACAUGUGGGAGAGAAAGUGAGAGUGGACCUUUAUAAGAGAGGAAUUCCCCCUGCUAGAUUAGAAAUGAUACUUGCCAAAUUUGAUGAAGUGCAAAAUUCCGGCAGUAUGAUUUUGAGUGCCUGCAAAGAUAAAAGCUUUGAUGAUGAAGAAUCAGUGGAUGGAAAUAGGCCAUCAUCAGCUGCUUCGGCCUUCAAGGUUCCUGCACCUAAAACAUCCGGAAAUCCUGUCAACAGUGCAAGGAAGCCUGGUUCAGCAGGUGGCCCUAAGGUUGGAGGUGCUUCUAAGGAAGGAGGUGCCGGAGCAGUUGAUGAAGAUGAUUUUAUAAAAGCUUUUACAGAUGUCCCUUCUGUUCAGAUCUAUUCUAGUCGAGAACUUGAAGAAACAUUAAAUAAAAUCAGGGAAAUUUUGUCAGAUGACAAACACGACUGGGAUCAGCGUGCCAAUGCACUAAAGAAAAUUCGAUCAUUGCUUGUUGCUGGAGCUGCACAAUAUGAUUGCUUUUUCCAGCAUUUACGCUUGUUGGAUGGAGCACUUAAACUUUCAGCUAAGGAUCUUAGAUCCCAAGUGGUUAGAGAAGCUUGCAUUACUGUAGCCCAUCUUUCGACAGUUUUGGGAAACAAGUUUGAUCAUGGCGCUGAAGCCAUUGUACCUACGCUUUUUAAUCUCGUCCCCAAUAGUGCAAAAGUCAUGGCGACUUCUGGAUGUGCAGCAAUCAGAUUCAUAAUUCGGCAUACUCAUGUACCCAGACUUAUACCUUUAAUAACAAGCAAUUGCACAUCGAAAUCAGUUCCUGUAAGGAGGCGUUCAUUUGAAUUUUUAGAUUUAUUAUUACAGGAGUGGCAGACUCACUCAUUGGAAAGGCAUGCAGCUGUCUUGGUUGAAACUAUUAAAAAGGGAAUUCAUGAUGCUGAUGCUGAGGCCAGAGUGGAGGCAAGAAAGACAUAUAUGGGUCUUAGAAACCACUUCCCUGGUGAAGCUGAAACACUGUAUAAUUCCCUCGAGCCGUCAUAUCAGAAGAGUCUUCAGACUUACUUAAAGAGUUCUGGCAGCGUAGCAUCUCUUCCACAAUCAGACAGAUCAUCAUCUAGCUCCCAAGAAAGCCUCAAUCGCCCUUUUUCUGCAAAAUGGUCUACAGCAAACCCAUCUGCUGUGGCUGGAAGAGUAUCAGCAAGCAGCAGCAAAGCCAGUUCUCUUCCUGGAAGCCUGCAGCGUUCACGAAGUGACAUCGAUGUGAAUGCUGCUGCCGGCGCCAAGGCACAUCACGCUGCUGGACAGGCUGUGCGAAGUGGGCGGUUAGGUGCAGGGGCCCUGAAUCCAGGUUCCUAUGCAUCACUAGAGGAUACUUCUGACAAGAUGGAUGGAACAGCAUCUGAAGAUGGCCGGGUGAGAGCAAAGCUUUCAGCACCACUUGCUAGUAUGGGAAAUGCCAAGACAGAUUCCCGAGGAAGAAGUCGAACAAAGAUGGUGUCUCAGUCACAGCCUGGCAGCCGGUCUGGGUCUCCAGGAAGAGUUCUGACCACAACAGCCCUCUCCACGGUGAGCUCUGGCGUUCAGAGAGUCCUGGUUAACUCCGCCUCCGCGCAGAAGAGAAGCAAGAUCCCCCGGAGCCAGGGCUGCAGCAGAGAGGCCAGUCCGUCCCGGCUGUCAGUGGCCCGAAGCAGUCGGAUCCCUCGGCCAAGCGUGAGUCAGGGGUGCAGCCGGGAAGCCAGCCGGGAGAGCAGCAGGGACGCGAGUCCUGUGCGCUCUUUCCAGCCCCUUGCCUCCAGACACCACUCCAGAUCUACUGGUGCCCUCUACGCCCCCGAUGUGUAUGGGGUCUCAGGUCCGGGGUAUGGGAUCAGCCAAUCAAGCCGACUGUCAUCCUCGGUCAGUGCCAUGCGAGUCCUGAACACAGGUUCCGACGUGGAGGAGGCAGUGGCAGAUGCCUUGCUCUUAGGAGACAUACGGACUAAGAAAAAACCUGCUCGAAGAAGAUAUGAAUCAUAUGGGAUGCAUUCAGAUGAUGAUGCCAACAGUGAUGCAUCCAGUGCUUGUUCAGAACGCUCCUACAGCUCUCGGAAUGGUAGUAUUCCUACAUACAUGAGGCAGACAGAAGAUGUGGCAGAAGUCCUCAACAGAUGUGCUAGUUCCAACUGGUCAGAAAGGAAAGAAGGCCUCCUGGGUCUGCAGAACUUACUAAAAAAUCAGAGAACGCUAAGUCGAGUUGAACUGAAAAGAUUAUGUGAAAUUUUCACAAGAAUGUUUGCUGAUCCUCAUGGCAAGGUAUUCAGCAUGUUUUUGGAGACUCUAGUGGAUUUCAUACAAGUCCACAAAGACGAUCUUCAGGAUUGGUUGUUUGUACUGCUAACGCAACUACUUAAAAAAAUGGGUGCUGAUUUGCUUGGGUCUGUUCAAGCAAAAGUUCAGAAAGCCCUCGAUGUUACAAGAGAAUCUUUUCCAAAUGAUCUUCAGUUCAACAUUCUAAUGAGAUUUACAGUUGAUCAGACCCAAACACCAAGCUUGAAGGUGAAGGUUGCUAUCCUCAAAUACAUAGAAACUCUGGCCAAACAGAUGGAUCCAGGAGAUUUUGUAAAUUCCAGUGAAACUCGCCUGGCAGUGUCUCGGGUCAUCACUUGGACAACAGAACCCAAAAGUUCUGAUGUUCGGAAGGCAGCACAGUCAGUCCUGAUUUCCUUAUUUGAACUCAAUACCCCAGAGUUUACAAUGUUAUUAGGAGCUUUACCAAAAACUUUUCAGGAUGGUGCUACCAAACUUCUUCAUAAUCACCUUCGAAACACUGGCAAUGGAACCCAGGGUUCCAUGGGAAGUCCUUUGACAAGACCAGCACCACGGUCACCAGCCAACUGGUCCAGUCCUCUUACUUCUCCUACCAAUACAUCACAGAAUACUUUGUCUCCAAGUGCUUUUGAUUAUGACACGGAAAAUAUGAACUCUGAAGAUAUUUAUAGCUCUCUUAGAGGUGUCACUGAAGCAAUUCAGAGUUUCAGCUUCCGCAGUCAAGAAGAUAUGAAUGAACCAUUGAGAAGAGAUUCUAAAAAAGAUGAUGGCGAUUCAAUGUGUGGUGGUCCUGGGAUGUCUGACCCAAGAGCAGGAGGUGAUGCUACUGACUCAAGCCAAACAGCCCUUGAUAAUAAGGCUUCACUGCUCCAUUCGAUGCCUGCUCACUCCUCUCCACGCUCCCGAGACUAUAAUCCAUAUAACUAUUCAGAUAGCAUCAGUCCCUUCAACAAGUCUGCCCUCAAGGAGGCCAUGUUUGAUGACGAUGCUGACCAGUUUCCUGAUGAUCUUUCCCUAGACCAUUCUGACCUGGUUGCAGAGUUGUUGAAGGAGUUGUCUAACCAUAAUGAACGUGUAGAAGAAAGAAAAAUCGCCCUGUAUGAACUCAUGAAACUGACACAGGAAGAAUCUUUCAGUGUUUGGGAUGAACACUUCAAAACAAUAUUACUUUUAUUGCUUGAAACCCUUGGGGAUAAAGAGCCUACAAUCAGGGCUUUGGCAUUGAAAGUUUUAAGAGAAAUCCUAAGGCAUCAACCAGCAAGAUUUAAAAACUAUGCAGAAUUGACUGUCAUGAAAACACUGGAAGCACAUAAAGACCCUCAUAAGGAGGUGGUGAGAUCUGCUGAGGAGGCCGCAUCAGUGUUGGCCACUUCUAUCAGCCCGGAGCAGUGCAUCAAAGUGCUGUGUCCCAUCAUCCAGACUGCAGACUACCCCAUCAACCUGGCUGCCAUCAAAAUGCAAACAAAAGUGAUCGAGAGAGUGUCCAAGGAAACCCUUAACCUGCUUUUGCCAGAGAUCAUGCCAGGCCUAAUACAGGGCUAUGAUAAUUCGGAGAGCAGUGUUCGGAAAGCUUGUGUCUUCUGCCUGGUGGCUGUUCAUGCAGUAAUUGGUGAUGAACUAAAACCACAUCUCAGUCAGCUCACUGGCAGUAAAAUGAAGCUACUGAAUCUUUACAUCAAACGUGCACAGACAGGUUCUGGAGGAGUUGACCCCACUACUGAUGUUUCUGGACAAAGUUAG
Rangifer tarandus platyrhynchus (Svalbard reindeer) is the source of this 4605-nucleotide messenger RNA. The record is from the annotation of a GenBank genome assembly. Lineage: Eukaryota; Metazoa; Chordata; Mammalia; Artiodactyla; Cervidae.